CCUAGCCACCACUCUCAUUUAAUUUUUGAUUUUUCAAAAAAAAAACCACCAAACACAAAAACCACUUCAAAAUUCCCCGCCACCGCCAUGGCCAUCGAUUGCAACUCCUCCUCUUCCGCCGCCGCCGCCACCCCCACCGCAACCACAAACCCAGUUCAGCGAGCCCCACCAAGACCCACAACCACAACUACAACAACCAUCUCUCCUCAGACCCAACAUAUCCCCCGUCUUCCGCCCGAGCUCUUCGCCGCCAACAUUCGCCCUCUCCCACCACACCGCAACUACAUCCCCGCCUCUGCCUCAGUCUCUGCGCCGCCCCAGGGAAUUCCGUACCCGGUCGUCUCCUCCGGCCGCGGCUUCAUCUCCCUUCCCAAGUCCUCCUCCUCGUCCCCCGCCGCCGGCGCCGAUCAGACCGUCACCGUCGCCAGUCCCAACCCCUCCGGUUACCGGCCUCGGCCCGCGGCGAAUUACGUGGUGAGGCCGAUCCAACAUAUUCAUCAUUAUCAUCAUCAUCAGCAGCAGCCUCAUCUUGUUGCUGGCCCAGUUAAGGGUGUUCCGGUUUCUAUCCAAUUGCAACCAAAGGUACCUCCUUCGCCGUCUGUUCCCGACUGUAAUGGCUAUAAAGAUAUGAGGGACAAAGUUAGAGAUGAUUCUUUAACUAUUGUCAGAGACCGAAAAGUUAGAAUUACUGAGGACGCCUCCCUCUAUGCGCUUUGUCAAUCGUGGUUAAGGAAUGGUUUUUCUGAAGAAAGUCAGAAACAAUAUGGUGAUGCUGUGAUGUCCCUGCCCAGACCUUUGCCCAUUCCGAUGGCAACCAACAAUGAGCAAAAGAAGGAAGGUGAAGAAGACGACAAUGAUGGUGAUGAGGAGGACGAGGAAUCUGUCAAGAAUCUGAGUGCUGAGGAUCUGUUUAAAAGACAUUUGAAACGCGCCAAAAAGGUUCGAGCACGAUUACGAGAAGUGCGGCAGAAACGAAUCGCGAGGUACAAAUCUAGGCUUGCCCUUCUCCUGGGAGAACAGUUCAGGAAUGAUGUUGCUUCUGGAACUUGAUACUUGAUCAACAAAGAUGACUCUUGAUUGUAAACCAUUUGCACCAACUGCUUAACUAGUAGAUAACCUUGGUUUUACUUUUUCUUUAAGAGUGAAAUAUGUAGAUAGCGGUAAAGCGCUUUAGUAAGUGUGGAAUAAUCUGAUUGGACUUUUCUUUUUCUUUCUCCCAAAUUAUUGUAGAUUAACCGUUUUUAGUA
Morus notabilis is the source of this 1247-nucleotide messenger RNA. Its product is annotated as lysine-rich arabinogalactan protein 19. The record is from RefSeq and is a predicted model, not a curated record. Gene Ontology annotation, cellular component: transcription repressor complex. The transcript has 7 exons. Lineage: Eukaryota; Viridiplantae; Streptophyta; Magnoliopsida; Rosales; Moraceae. Bases 88 to 1050 code for a protein of 320 amino acids.